Molecule: messenger RNA, 1192 nt
Organism: Phanerochaete carnosa HHB-10118-sp
Lineage: Eukaryota; Fungi; Basidiomycota; Agaricomycetes; Polyporales; Phanerochaetaceae
Exons: 5
Biological process (GO): pyruvate decarboxylation to acetyl-CoA
Cellular component (GO): pyruvate dehydrogenase complex
Molecular function (GO): dihydrolipoyllysine-residue acetyltransferase activity
Source: RefSeq, a predicted model, not a curated record
GACGUUGGAGAACCGAGCCCCGUUCUUGCUUCCACCUCCCCGAUGGCGUCGGCAGCGAUGUACGCAGCGCGAUGGUCAGCGACCACAGUCUUACGUUCAGCGGGUUCGAGGAGAUGCUUCCGGUCCUCUGCUUCACGGCAAGCCGUCUCACAGUUCGGGAUGCCUGCUAUGUCACCAACUAUGACUGAGGGCGGAAUUGCGUCGUGGAAGAAGAAGGAGGGCGAGUCUUUUUCAGCAGGAGAUGUCCUGCUCGAGAUUGAAACAGAUAAGGCGACCAUUGACGUCGAGGCUCAGGAAGACGGCAUAGUGGGCAAGAUUCUGAUCCCAGACGGUACAAAGAACAUCCCCGUUGGCAAAGUCAUCGCCUUGCUUGCUGAAGAAGGCGACAACAUCUCUAAUCUCGAGGUUCCCCAAGAGCCUUCGCAACCAAAAGCGGAAUCCUCUCCUGAGCCAGAAUCCACUCCCACCUCUGCCUCUCCUUCGGCGACCCCUGACAAGUCUGGUGCGUCAUCGGCACAGCGCCCCUCGCAUGACGAGCCCUCGAGCUCGCGGCCACUCUUCCCGAGCGUGCUCCGCCUGCUGCAGGAGCACGGAAUCAGCGACGCGAACAAGGUCAAGGGUACCGGCGUGCGCGGUAUGAUCACGAAAGGCGACGUUCUCGCAUACCUUGGCAAGGCGAGCGGGCCUCUCGGCACUUGGAAGGCCGCGCUUGAGAAAGAAGAGGAGAAGCUUCAUGCGGAGCGCAGGGGUGGCUCGGCAGGAGAGAAGAAGGAAGCUCCCGCUCCGCCACUGGACGGACCUGCACUCAAGCGGCUCAUCGUCACAAACAUGCUUGAAGCGUCGCAAAAGGCGUACAAGCCAGCUCCCGCGCCGGUCCCUACUUUCGACGACAUCAUCGCCGAUUACUACCCACCGGCCCCCAAGGUCAGCUCGGCGCCCGCGCCUGCGGUGCCGCCAAAGAACGAGAUGAAGAAGUCUGUGGAUCUGUUCGAAGGCCUGAUUUGAGUCGUUUAUAGCGCAUAUCUCACCGGGUCCACCCUACCUGGCGCUUGCCUGUUCUGACCUCCGUCACGAGUCACCCUUGCUGUCUAUCUACCAUAGACCAUCCUUCAUAACCUACACGACGAAACUCGUGUGGGCAUGCUUUGCGUAUAGACUACACUACUUACGGAUGAAUACACUCAGCUUUCAA